AUGAUAAUAUUAUGUAAUAGAAGUAGUUCAGUUCAAAUUUGCCUGUACAGUGAAUUCUUUGAAACGAUCAAGUUUUCCAUCGAAUAUGAUUAUACCUAUCCAUGGGCCAGAGUAAAUCAUACAAUUCUUUUUAUAGCAUUAUUUUCCAGUGGAGAAGUGAAUGAGUGGCUAAUGAUUGAGUUACAAGGUGAUGUUUUGAGCAAAACAGAUAGUCCAUUAGAAGGGAAAAAUUUAGGUGAUCUGCAUUUUUCACAGGAGAAUGGCGAUCCAAUUCUUCUUAUUGGUCAUCAUGUACUUUUCGGGAAAUUAGUUGCUCUUGAAAAGCCUAUGCUUGUCACAAAAAGAAACACCACGUCUGGAAGUUUACAGUAUGAUGUAGUUUCUGUUAUUCGGCGUAAAUUGUUGUUUAAAACACGACCUAAACCGAUCAUCUUAAGUGCUUCCAAAAAAGUUUGA
Molecule: messenger RNA, 456 nt
Organism: Schistosoma rodhaini
Lineage: Eukaryota; Metazoa; Platyhelminthes; Trematoda; Strigeidida; Schistosomatidae
Source: the annotation of a GenBank genome assembly